AGAAAUUAUGACUUGGGGGAAACACGCCUGAUUGUGAUCACAAGACAAGUCAUGUGCUUUUUUGUCACAGACCCGGUGCUUGAAUCCCGAACUCCCCCUGCUGGACAUACAAGAAACUGCACAUGUAGAAACUAGUAAUGAGUCGUGCGCAUGUCCUGAGGAUGGAUCCAAAUUUUUAUUUACUCAGGCAGCGAUUGAAAAUGACUACCUACGAGUUUGAGAUGAACAUAUCAUCUCGAAAAGCGUUGCCAUAGCGCCGCAGAAAACGGAAGACGGAAAGGAAGAGAGCCCAGUGUGUCACGUGACAGGCGGAGUUAGGGAGAAUGCGUCACACUCCAUGGACUUGGUUCUGAUUAAAAAGGCGGCAUGUGAGCUGAUAGAGUGCUUUUUUAAGGGUUUUAAUGCAGAUAUACAGCCUUUGGUAAUAUUUAAAACAUGGAUCGGUGUUAGAAGACUGGCUAAAUGCUUGAACAGUAGUUUUUUAAGAGGUAUUUUUGGGGGAAGUUCAGUUUGAAUGUUUUUGUUUACAUCUAGCUGGCAGUGAAACUUGUCCAAAUGGAGUAUUUAUUAAUAGUUAAAAUAUCGGCCCUGGUGGGCUUGUUAGUGCUGACUUUGUUUUUUGGGGUUGUUCCUGCUCGGAUGAAGUUCUUCCGAGAAACCAGUGGAACAGAAAUCCACAGGGCUGUACUGAGUUUAAUCAGCUGCUUUGCCGGCGGAGUGUUCCUUGCUGCCUGUCUUUUGGACAUUAUCCCAGAUUAUCUGUCUGAUAUAAAUAAGCAACUACAAGAUUCAGAUAUCGACUUUCCUGUGGCUGAGUUCAUCAUGGCAUGUGGCUUCUUCAUUGUUCUCAUCCUCGAGAGGCUGGUCCUCAGCUGUAAAGAACGAGGGAGUGAAGAAACAUCUCCACUGCUCCCGUCUGCAGGUCACAGCCACUCUCACACACGCCACUCUGUAAAUGACAUUGAGAGUAGCAGCCACCAUGUCCACGUAGACCUGCAGGCGCAUUCAUCCUUCCGCUCGUUCAUGCUCUUUCUGUCUCUCUCACUGCACUCUGUGUUCGAGGGCUUGGCAAUCGGCUUGCAAACAACUGACACAAAGGUUUUGGAAAUCUGCAUUGCCAUCUUGGUCCACAAGAGCAUCAUUGUCUUUAGCCUCUCAGUAAAGCUGAUCCAGAGUGCCGUGGGGCCCAUUUGGCUCAUCAUCUACAUCCUUGUGUUUUCCAUCAUGUCUCCAAUGGGAAUUGCUAUCGGCAUCGGGGUGAGUGAAGCUCAGCUACAGAUGGGGGCAUUAGUCCAGGCUGUGCUGGAGGGCUUGGCAGCAGGAACAUUCAUUUACAUUACAUUUCUGGAGAUUCUCCCUCAUGAACUCAACUCCCCAGAGCGACAGCUCCUCAAAGUGCUCUUCAUCUUACUCGGCUUCUCUCUCAUGGCCUCUUUGUGUUUCAUAGACUAAGAAACUUAUUUUUUUAUUUCAGAUUUAUAUUUAUAUUUCAACUGAGCAACAAAUUUGAUAUAUUUUUUAUUUUCAUUAUUUGCACCACUGAUUUUCAGAGGAUUUUUUAUAAAUCACAAUCAUCAAAUGCCAUACAAAGGUGCAGAGUGCAACACAGUAAAAAGGACCAAUUUAGUUAUUUGUUUAACAUGCAAUUUGAAUGUUAAAUCUAAUGUAUGAUUUCAAUAGGAGGUUUUAAAUACCUAAAGAGAUUUAAGAUGAUUUUUAAUUACUUUUAAGCAUAAUUUCUUUUAAUAAGUAAUCAGACCUUAUUUGGCUGAUUACUAACCAGUAAUUGCAGUAUUCAUGCACAGUGUUGUGAUUGUAAAAAAAAGUUAAUAUAUUAUCUAUGUUUCAAUGCUGAAAAAGCAGUCCUGACAUAUAAUAGUCCUGACAUGAAAAUGUGUCUGAUUUGGACAAAAAAAAAAAGACUGUCUUAUGAGGUACAUACAUUUUGGACAAAAAAUGUGUUGUAUGGAAUUGAAAAAAAGACUACGGAGAGUCCAAUUCAUCAUUUUGAUAAUAUGGUCAAAAGUUGUGUGAUGAUUUGUGAUAUGUGAAACAGACAUUUUUUAAUAGAAAAGGAAUCAAGGUUGGGGAGGUGUCACAUGGCCCGAAAUGCAGAAGAUUGUUUGGUUUUAUUUUGUUUAUUUUACUUUCUUUUAAUAACAGCAUGUGGUGUGUUUCCUUUUACACCACAUCAAUCUGACAAGUACCUAUAUUAAAAAAAAUUAUUCUAAUGUAAAACAUCCCUAAAACUUAUCUUCAGUGCUCAUUUACUUAUUCUUUAUUUCUAUUUGGGUUUUUUUUGUCUCAUCUUAUCCCUUGUCACUAAACACUUUCCUCUUUUGGAAAAUGUAAAUUAAAUGUAAAGAAAAUGUAAUUAAAGUCAGAACGUUAUCUCUGGAAGAACUGACAUUCGAUACUCCCUCUAAAAGCUAAACAGCUCCACCAUGGAGCAUUCAUGAAGCAAGUUUCUGUAUUUGUGUUACUAUAGAAACAAAUUAUGUGAUUAUUAGAAUGACAUUUAUAUCACGUUAUGAUGCCUGAUUUGCCUAGUAGUUAAAACGAUUGUGCUCUCUUCUGUAACAGAAUUUUACUCAACACCAUCUGAAGAAUCAGAAUCGAGAUUUAAUAAGCACUAUGUCCUUAUAAUACUGACAAAUGUCUUCUGCUUGUAUUUGUCUUUUUAUAGGUUUGAUCAAAAACUUGUUAUAUUAAAGUCUGCUUUAUAAGAACAAUGUUAAAGACUGAAGAGCUUGAAAUACAGAACAAAAAACUGACAAACCUUUUCCCAACAAGACUGUUGAAAUGUAAAAGGUUGCUGUAAAUGUGUGCUAUAUUACUGAGGUUUUUUUGUAGUUUUUUUUUAUUUUAUUUUUUUAUUUUCUUUAUACAUUGUCCUUUCAUUGGUGCAACAACAAAUGAGGUAGGAGUGAUUUUGGAUUGUGCCAUACAUGGUCAAUAAAUCCCCUGUGGUGACAAAUGCAUGCGA
Messenger RNA from Silurus meridionalis, 2986 nucleotides. It is a transcript of the gene slc39a1, whose product is annotated as solute carrier family 39 member 1. Gene Ontology annotation, cellular component: plasma membrane. Gene Ontology annotation, molecular function: zinc ion transmembrane transporter activity. The coding region runs from base 556 to 1452 and encodes 298 amino acids. The record is from RefSeq and is a predicted model, not a curated record. Lineage: Eukaryota; Metazoa; Chordata; Actinopteri; Siluriformes; Siluridae. The transcript has 5 exons. Gene Ontology annotation, biological process: zinc ion transmembrane transport.